Eublepharis macularius is the source of this 519-nucleotide messenger RNA. Its product is annotated as repetin-like. NCBI's taxonomy places the organism in Eukaryota, Metazoa, Chordata, Lepidosauria, Squamata, Eublepharidae. The record is from RefSeq and is a predicted model, not a curated record. Gene Ontology annotation, molecular function: transition metal ion binding. The transcript has 3 exons. Bases 1 to 519 code for a protein of 172 amino acids.
AUGCCUUACCUUGUGGAGAGCAUCUGUACCAUCAUUGGGGUCUUUCACAAGCAUGCCAAGAAGGACGGGGACUGCUUCACCCUCAACAGAAGGGAGCUGAAGUGGCUGAUCCGGAAAGAGUUCUCUGAGGUUCUGGAGAAUCCUCGUGACCCUCAAACUGUUGACCUCGUAUUGCAGCUGCUGGACCUCAAUGGAGACUGUUUGGUUGACUUCAGCGAAUACCUGCUUCUCAUAUUCAGAGUGGCAAAGGCUUGCUACCAUUGCCAGCAGCCCAGCGAACAGCUCCGAACGAAGCAAGGCAUCGUCAACCAAGAGAAAGGGAACCACCAGCUGAAGAGGUAUCUAGGCACCGGUCGCGAGAUCUUGUGCUCCAUGAUGAAGGACAUCAUCCAUCACAUGAGCCUCAGCCACGGGGAGGAGACCGAGAUCAAUACUCCCAAGUGCCCACACAAAGAGUGGGACAUGAUAGGCGACGUCGAUCGCAAGAGUCUGAGCAGCGAGUCAGUGAUGGCAAUGUGA